AUGACACCAGCCGAUGCAGAUUUCCAGCAGUUGUGGAAGAGCAAAUAUUCCAAGCUGAUUUUCAGAAAAUCUGAUGCAGUACCUGAGGAGCUCCAUCAAAUGGUACAAGAAGGCUUUCUGGCCUUGCGAAAACACAAUUGUUUCUUUCAAGAUCUUGUAAGGAUCAAGGGAAAAGAUUUUGUUACCCCAGUGUCUCGUAUAUUAAUUGGAAACCCAGGAUGCACUUACAAGUACUUGAACACAAGAUUAUUUACAGUUCCCUGGCCUACUGAAGGUUAUGACAUAAAAUACUGCAGUCCUCAAAUACAUGAUGCUUGUAAAGCAUUAAUUAAACUUAAUGACUACUUGCAUGUUGAAGCAGUCAAUGCAUUGCAAGGACAGAAUUUGUUUCAGACUGAAGAAAUGAAAGAUACUACUGUAAUAGAUAGGGAGCAAAAUUUUGCUACUUCUCUUACGGAGAAAGAGUCUGUUUCAAAAGAUCAAAGCAGUUGUGGUGUACCAGAGGAUGACUACAUAAGUCUAAAGAACAGAACAUCUUAUAAUGUGACUUUAUUAAAUUAUAUGGAUCCACUACAAAUGCUGUACUUGAAACAAGAACCUUAUUUUGGAAUGGGGAACAUGGCAGUGAGUUGGCACCAUGACGAGAAUCUGGUUGAAAGGUCAACUGUUGCUGUGUACAAUUACAGCUGUGAAGGUUCAAUCGCAGAUGAAAGUAAGGAACAAAAUGUGAAGGGAAGAGACCCAGCUGUUUGGCAUGUAGGCUUGAAGGUAGCAUGGGACAUAGAAACACCUGGAUUAGCAAUACCGCUUCACCAAGGAGACGUCUACUUGAUGCUUGAUGAUCUCAAUGUAACACAUCAGCAUUGUGUUCUCGCUGGUUAUUCACCUCGAUUCAGCUCAACUCACAGAGUGGCAGAUUGUUCAAGAGGAACAUUGGAAUAUAUAUUUGGACAAUGCAAAUUGGCACUCCAGAAUUUACAAACUGGUUCUGAUUCAACAGCUUUAUCUUUGAAAUCACUGGAACCUGCAGUUGUGAAGCAAGUAGAAGAAAUACAUAAUGAGGUUGAAUUUGAGUGGCUUAGGCAGUUCUGGUUUCAAGGCAAGCGGUAUUUGAAGUGCACUGAUUGGUGGCUUAAGCCUAUAGCUAAAUUGGAAGAAUUUUGGAGAAAAAUGGAGAUUAUGACGAGCCUGGUCCUCUCUGAAGUUGGAAAAAAAGAACAAAUUGAGAAACAAAGAAAGGAAACUAUCAGCAGCAUCUUGCUAGUUCUUACUGAGCGACAAAAGCUGCGCAAGGAGUGGGCACUAAGAUGUCAGUCAGAAGCAGCAGAGAACCUACCAGAAGACCAGAAACCAGAAUGUCAUCCCUUCUGGAGAGAUGAUGGAUCAUUAAAUAACCCAUUUUCAUUUUGGAUGAGCUGA
Indicator indicator is the source of this 1419-nucleotide messenger RNA. RefSeq names its product FTO alpha-ketoglutarate dependent dioxygenase (gene FTO). Lineage: Eukaryota; Metazoa; Chordata; Aves; Piciformes; Indicatoridae. The coding region runs from base 1 to 1419 and encodes 472 amino acids. Gene Ontology annotation, molecular function: broad specificity oxidative DNA demethylase activity; mRNA N6-methyladenosine dioxygenase activity; ferrous iron binding. Gene Ontology annotation, biological process: regulation of multicellular organism growth; RNA repair; DNA alkylation repair. The transcript is spliced from 9 exons. The record is from RefSeq and is a predicted model, not a curated record.